AUGAUCAAGUUCAGGACCGGGGUGAAAAACAAAACUGCAGACUGCCUAAAAAAGUGUAGUGGGACAAGUAUUUUUGAUGGUGCUAGUGCAAAUCUCAUUCCCUUCGCCUACAGUUUAAAAGGGAAUAACAUCACGGAAAUCAGGAACAGAUCGCGUUUUGGAAAAGGGCAGGAUUGUUUAGAGAGGUGUGAUAAUGGUAAUUGCAUGGAAUGGACUUCUCUCGAGGUUGGUUGGAACAUAUGCUUUUAUGAGAAAAAACGCCAAGUCAUUGCUCACACCCAUCCAAGUAAGACAAAUAAAUCUUUUAAACUGUCUUUAUCAUUUAUUUUCUAG
Meloidogyne enterolobii is the source of this 333-nucleotide messenger RNA. The record is from the annotation of a GenBank genome assembly. NCBI's taxonomy places the organism in Eukaryota, Metazoa, Nematoda, Chromadorea, Rhabditida, Meloidogynidae.